Molecule: messenger RNA, 645 nt
Organism: Lachancea meyersii CBS 8951
Lineage: Eukaryota; Fungi; Ascomycota; Saccharomycetes; Saccharomycetales; Saccharomycetaceae
Source: the annotation of a GenBank genome assembly
AUGUUGGGUUUGAGAUCUUCUUUCAGAAGCUCUUUGCAAGCGAUGAAAAGUCAGUCGAGACUUAUCUCUGCUUCGGCUGUUUCCGCCAAGUCGACCUACAGAACCCCCGACUUUGGCGACUACAUUAAGGAAAAACAGGACGCGGACAAGAGCCGUUCUUAUGCCUAUUUCAUGGUGGGAUCGCUAGGUCUGCUAUCGUCUGCCGGAGCCAAGUCUACUGUGGAGACUUUCAUCACCACCAUGUCUGCUUCUGCGGAUGUUUUGGCCAUGGCCAAGGUCGAAGUCAACCUUGCUGCCAUUCCAGAGGGUAAGAACGUGGUUGUCAAAUGGCAAGGUAAGCCCGUUUUCAUCAGACACAGAACUCAGAGUGAAAUUGACGAGGCCAACUCGGUGGAGAUGUCUGCUCUUAAGGACCCUCAGACCGACGCCGAUAGAGUGAAAAACCCAGAAUGGCUAAUCAUGUUGGGUAUCUGCACACAUUUGGGUUGUGUGCCUAUCGGGGAGUCCGGUGAUUUUGGCGGCUGGUUCUGUCCUUGCCAUGGUUCUCACUACGAUAUUUCUGGUAGAAUCAGAAAGGGCCCAGCUCCUUUGAACCUGGAAAUUCCAGAGUAUGAGUUCGACGACCAAAAGCUAAUCGUCGGUUAA